This is a messenger RNA of Erinaceus europaeus (western European hedgehog), 3059 nucleotides long. It is a transcript of the gene CHAT, whose product is annotated as choline O-acetyltransferase. The record is from RefSeq and is a predicted model, not a curated record. The transcript is spliced from 14 exons. Gene Ontology annotation, molecular function: choline O-acetyltransferase activity. Gene Ontology annotation, biological process: neuromuscular synaptic transmission; acetylcholine biosynthetic process. Gene Ontology annotation, cellular component: neuron projection; cytoplasm. Lineage: Eukaryota; Metazoa; Chordata; Mammalia; Eulipotyphla; Erinaceidae. The coding region runs from base 34 to 1953 and encodes 639 amino acids.
GCAUCUUUGCUUUCCCAAGCAGGAGCCACCAAGAUGCCCAUUCUGGAAAAAGCUCCCACUAAGGUGGCAACAAAAACUCCCAGCAGUGAGGGAGACUCGGAGCUGCCCAAACUUCCAGUGCCACCACUGCACCAAACCCUGACCACUUACCUGAGGUGCAUGAGGCACCUGGUCCCUGAGGAGCAGUUUAAGAAGAGCCAGGCCAUUGUGCAGAGAUUUGGGGCCCCAGGUGGCCUUGGUGAGACCCUGCAGCAGAAACUCCUGGAAAGGCAGGAGAAGACAGCCAACUGGGUGUCUGAGUACUGGAUGAAUGACAUGUAUCUCAAUAACCGCCUGGCCCUGCCUGUCAACUCCAGUCCAGCUGUCAUCUUUGCCCGGCAGUAUUUUCAAGACACCAACGACCAGCUAAGGUUUGCAGCCAACCUCAUCUCUGGUGUGCUCAGCUACAAGGCCAUGCUGGACAGUCAUACAAUUCCUAUCGAUUCUGCCAAGGGUCAGCUGUCAGGACAACCCCUCUGUAUGAAGCAAUAUUAUGGGCUCUUCUCUUCCUAUCGCCUGCCCGGCCAGACUCAGGACACAUUAGUGGCCCAGAAGAGCAGUGUCAUGCCUGAACCAGAGCACGUUAUUGUGGCCUGCUGUAACCAGUUCUUUGUCUUGGAUGUUGUCAUUAAUUUCCGCCGUCUCAGUGAGGGGGAUCUGUUCACUCAGUUGAGAAAGAUAGUCAAAAUGGCGUCCAACGAGGAUGAACGCUUACCUCCAAUCGGCCUGCUGACGUCAGACGGGAGGAGCGAGUGGGCUGAGGCCAGGACAGUCCUCGUGAAAGACUCCACCAAUCGGGACUCACUGGACAUGAUCGAGCGCUGUAUCUGCCUGGUGUGCCUGGAUACCCCAGGAGGAGUGGAGCUCAGUGACACCAACAGGGCACUCCAGCUCCUUCAUGGUGGAGGCUGCAGCAAGAAUGGGGCAAACCGAUGGUAUGACAAGUCCUUGCAGUUUGUGGUGGGCCGAGACGGAACCUGUGGUGUGGUGUGUGAACACUCCCCGUUCGAUGGCAUUGUGCUGGUACAGUGCACGGAGCAUCUGCUCAAGCAUAUGAUGAAAAGCAGCAAGAAACUGGUCCGAGCAGACUCCGUCAGUGAGCUGCCAGCCCCCAGGAGACUGAGGUGGAAAUGUUCCCCAGAAAUCCAAGGCCUCUUAGCCUCCUCAGCAGAAAAACUUCAACGGAUAGUAAAGAAUCUUGACUUCACUGUUUAUAAGUUUGACAGCUAUGGGAAAACGUUCAUUAAGAAGCAGAGGUGCAGCCCCGAUGCCUUCAUUCAGGUGGCUCUCCAACUGACCUUCUACAGGCUCCACAGGAGAUUGGUGCCCACCUAUGAGAGUGCAUCCAUUCGCCGAUUCCAGGAAGGACGUGUAGACAACAUUCGAUCAGCAACCCCAGAGGCACUGCGUUUUGUGAAAGCUAUCACUGACCACAAGGCUGCCAUGCCAGAUUCAGAGAAGUUGCUGCUCCUGAAAGAUGCCAUCCGAGCCCAGACUGAGUACACGGUCAUGGCCAUAACAGGGAUGGCCAUCGAUAACCACCUACUGGGGCUUCGGGAGCUGGCUCGGGACAUGUGCAAGGAACGUCCCGAGAUGUUCACAGAUGAAACAUACCUGCUGAGCAACCAGUUUAUCCUCUCCACCAGCCAGGUGCCCACAACCAUGGAGAUGUUUUGCUGCUAUGGUCCCGUGGUGCCCAAUGGAUAUGGUGCCUGCUACAACCCCCAGCCAGAGAGCAUCCUUUUCUGCAUCUCCAGCUUUCACAGCUGCAAAGAGACCUCUUCUACGAAGUUUGCAAAAGCAGUGGAAGAAAGCCUCACUGAAAUGAGAGACCUCUGCAGUCCAAGACAGCCCACCGCAGGCAAGCCACUCACAGCAAGUGAGAAAGCAACAAGGCCCAGCCAGGGACACUAACCUUGACUCCUGCUACUAGGUUUCACCUCCCCAAACCCAGCACUCUACUGCUGCCAGACCCUGACAAACCCUUGCUCCCAACAUUCGCCCCAGCUUUCUGUAGCUCUCCUUUCCUCAGGACCCAAUGCACAGACCAUAUGGAGGCAUCAUACAAAGAUGAAUAGGUGUGUGUGAGGGUGGAGAGGGAUGUAUCCCCCCCCCCCCAACAUGCUUAGCAAUCAUUCUUCUGGCCUGUGCAUAUUAGAGAAGCCCAGCCUGGCUCUGUGGUGGCCUGGGUGAGGUAGGGAAGUUCACACUGGCUUCCCUCCCAACCCAUGGAAGCUUAAUAGUCUAGUUGCCUUGUACAGCAGGACUGAGCAUGUCCAAGUCAUGCUUUUGCUCAAUGAAAGAAUGAGUCACCCUGUUAUAUGCAGUGGACCUAAAUGAGUCAUGAAGAGGUCAUUACCUCUUUAGGGGAGAAGCCUUCGGGUGCAGAUUGAAAGCAGUCUGAUCAUGGCAUUCAGAGUGGCCAACAUUGAGCCAUACAGUCCUGUAAAUACCCCUUCCCCCAACACCCCUGCCACACACACACGUCAGGUUCAUUUGAAAUGUAGAAAUAUAGUGGCCUGGGCCCACACACACUUAAUCUCCUUUCACCUCCCUGAGAUGGCCUUCCCUUGAAGUCAGAACAUCUAGUCUAGCUAUUCUAAAAGGGAAAUUUUUAUCUGCAGUUGCUCUAUAGGACUUACUGUUCUCUGCUGCCCCAGAAGCAAGAAGACCUUGAAAAGAGAAUUCAUAUCCACUUGCCCCCAGGCCCUGCCACUUGCACUUUAUUUUCCUGGUUGCUUUCCCAUCCCUCUUCCCAUGAAAUGUCCCCCUAGAAGCCAUCAGAGCUGCUUUACUGUGGAGAAGAAAGGAUUAAUUUGGGGGUGGAGGGAGGACCUCACUUGUUCUUUGUUUGUUUUGUUUGUUUAUUUUUUAAAGAGACUGUUUAAAAAAACCACUGUGACAUUAAUUUCAGAAAACAGUUCUAGUGGCCCAAGCAAGACACUCUUGUAUGACUGGUUUUCUUUAUGGAGAGGAUGGUUUACAGGGAUUGCGCCUAAAUCUUACCCACAUGAAGGAUC